UAACGCCCCGGUGUUUGUACCGAGCUUCCUUCAAGCAAGCGCCGUGGAAAUGCCGGCUUCAUACGGUGCCCCUGAUCCGGUUGCCAGCAUGGAGGUGGCAGAAACAGUCGGUAUGCAACCAUGGUGUACUGCAGCCACUGCAUGUUCAGGUUAUUAAAUGACUAAUCUGGCUGUCAGGCAGGAUGGUACCACAAGACAGGUGUGGUUGUACGCUCAGGUGUGCACAUUUACCUGCAGCCAGAUUUGAAAUCUCAGUCCAAACCACAUGCAGACUACGGAAGCCUGGAUGCUCACUUUUGGCUUGUGGGUUCACUUACUGAGCCAUAUUUGGAUUGCUGGCAUCGGUGAACCCAUGUGCAUGGGCUUACGUUUGAUAUGAUGCAACCCCACUUGACCAUGCCUGAAAUAGACAUCCCAUUGGCUGUGAUAUGUUUCGAGUGCUGAACGCCCAAGGCCCUGGCCAGCUGUGUGUCAAAGCAAUGGGAAUGUAUUUGAUUACCCCAGAAAACCGCAGCCACUCUGUGCUUACUAGUUUCAGUUUGCCCGAGUCUGAUUCAUUCACACUUUUGGCCUGACCCUGGAUGACGUGUGCCUCUACUCAAGUUACAGGGAACCAGUGGUGUUUUUGUUUUUAAUGGAAUGGCUGAGCGCUGCAGCUGUAACAGAGUGAGUGACAAGGGGAGGCAAAACAGAAUAAUCAGAUGUAGUGCAUGUAAAAGACAUGACAGUGAGUAUUGCCUGAGGAAACAUUUCCUCUCCACAUUUCCUGCAGACUACAUAUUCAUGAAGAUGCUCGUUCUAAUGCGUGCCUCUUCAAAUUGCUCUGAACAUUUCUGAAACACAAAUGCUAAUCACAGCACAACAAGACUGUUGACAAAGUCAAGGCACGGAUGGCUGUCUGACUUUCCAGCAGCAAUCUCUCACAGGCUGAUUCUAAACUGAGAGGGCUGAGAAGAAAAUAUGCAUUGUACAUGACUGCUGGCCUGCAUAAUUUCAUAGUUACGGAAAUGGGAGGCUUAUUUGUGUGUUGUCAUGGGGAGACGCUUCUUCUGCCCGGCUCAGCAGAUUUCACUGAACACGUGUUUCAGGUUUUUGUGGUUUGUAUGUUGGAUUUGUUUGCUCGGCAGAACAUUGCCUUGAUUGUGUUUUUAACGAGUGAACGAGACUAAUGAACGAUGAACAGCAGAACACACACAGUGAAGCCUUGAAGCUGUUUUUUGAUCAUCUGCCAAGGUAAUUGAGUUUUACGAGCAUGUGCUAUCCUCGAGGUCUUCAUACGACACAUAUUACACAUGUAGGUUCCAGCAGUGGUUGGUGCACCUGCAAAUCAGAAUACCUGUCAUGUGCAAGCAGUGUGGAUUUGUUUUUCUGUUAAGUGCAAGAAAUAUCCAUGCUAGGGGGGAUUGGGCAGCUGCUGUGACUGCAAAAGCAUUUAUCUAGAGCGGCAUUAAUUUAUUGAUUAGUUCCCUAACUGUUAAAUUAAUUGCCAGCUAUUUUGGUAAUUGAUUUAUUUGUUUGAGUCGUGUUUUAGGAAAAAAAUGUUCAAAAUUCUCAGAUUUCCCAUUUUCUGAGAUAUUAUAGAUCAAACAGCUAACGAUUAAUCAACGAAGUACUUGGCAGAUUAAAUAAGUAAUCGUUAGUUGCAGCCAUAUAUUGGACAGGUUGGACAUUGAAGUUAUAGUUGAUAAAAACUGGUGAAGGCAGUUUUACGGCACAAUCCCUAGAAUCAAGAUAAAAUUACAAUAGAAUAGCAUGACUUAACGAGACCAGUAUUAGACACAAUAAUUCCCAAUAAUCAUACACGAAAGAACUAUAAUAUAUAAGAAAUACACAAAAAAUAGUGGUGUAGGAUAUAAUAAUAAUGUAGGAACAAGAGGACUUCACUCAGUACAUUUCUGUCUUUGAAGAAUUGUUUCCGUGUCUGUUUGAAGUGUGCAAGAGGGGAUCUCAUUCCAAAUUUCUGUGCAAAUGUGGUAAAAGGAUUUAAGUUUGGUAUAAACAUAAAACUGGCAGAAAUGUCGACGCUUGAAUGAAGUCCAGGAUUCAGAAUCAAUCAGGACUCGUGAUGAAGGAAUCGUGCUCCAGUGGAGAAUGGAAGCACAGAGGCAGACAUGACCACAGAGGAAGAGACGUGGGAGCAGAAGGAGGAGCCGGGGGGAGGAGGAGGAGGUGGAGGAGAGGAGGACCUGGGGUCAGGAGGAGCCUGCGAAGAGGGCGCCAGGAGGAAGGAGGAUGAGGAGAUGAUGGAGGAGGAAGAGGAGGAGAUGCCCUUGCCCAAAGUGGCUCCGGCACUGCCGGAUGCGCCCAAGAAAGAGCACGUCAACGUGGUGUUCAUCGGUCACGUGGAUGCUGGUAAAUCAACUAUUGGAGGACAGAUCAUGUACUUAACCGGAAUGGUUGACAAGCGAACCCUGGAGAAAUACGAAAGGGAAGCGAAAGAAAAGAACAGGGAGACAUGGUAUCUGUCGUGGGCUCUGGACACAAACCAGGAGGAGAGAGACAAGGGGAAGACGGUCGAGGUCGGGAGAGCUUACUUUGAGACUGAGAAAAAACAUUUCACCAUCCUGGACGCCCCCGGUCACAAGAGCUUCGUCCCCAACAUGAUCGGUGGAGCGUCACAAGCCGACCUGGCGGUUCUGGUGAUUUCAGCGAGGAAGGGGGAGUUUGAGACCGGCUUUGAGAAGGGUGGACAGACGCGGGAGCACGCCAUGCUGGCUAAAACAGCAGGAGUCAAGCAUCUCAUUGUUCUGAUCAACAAGAUGGACGACCCCACUGUCAACUGGAGCCUAGAGAGGUAUGAAGAGUGCAAGGAGAAGCUUGUGCCAUUUCUAAAGAAGGUGGGAUUCAACCCCAAGAAGGACAUCCACUUUAUGCCUUGCUCCGGACUCACAGGUGCCAACCUCAAGGACCCCGUACCCGAAUGCCCCUGGUACACGGGUUUGCCAUUUAUUGCCCAUCUGGACAGUUUGCCAAACUUCACCAGAUCCAGCGAUGGACCAGUCAGACUACCUAUCGUAGACAAGUACAAGGACAUGGGCACAGUUAUCCUCGGGAAGCUGGAGUCUGGAUCCAUCAGCAAAGCCCAGCAGCUGGUCAUGAUGCCAAACAGGCACACAGUGGAAGUAUUGAGCCUGCUGAGCGACGAUGUGGAGACAGACGACGCGGGUCCUGGAGAGAAUCUGAAGCUGAGGCUGAAGGGCAUCGAGGAAGAAGAGAUCCUCCCUGGUUUUAUCCUCUGUAGCCCUGACAACCUCUGCCACUCCGGUCGCACCUUCGACGCUCAGAUCGUCAUCAUUGAGCACAAAUCAAUCAUUUGUCCUGGUUACAAUGCAGUCCUUCACAUCCACACCUGCAUUGAAGAAGUGCAAAUCACAGCCUUAAUCUGUCUGGUGGACAAGAAGACGGGAGAGAAAAGCAAAACUCGACCACGUUUUGUCAAGCAGGACCAGGUGUGUAUCGCCCGGCUGCGGGCAGCAGGAGUCAUCUGCUUAGAGACCUUCAAAGACUUCCCUCAGAUGGGACGAUUCACACUGAGAGACGAAGGGAAAACUAUUGCUAUCGGCAAAGUGCUGAAGCUGGUGCCAGAAAAGGACUAAAUGCAACAGUGGCAGCAUGCAUGGAGUUCUUCCACUCGUUACCAGAGGAGAAACGCUGCUAGAGCCGACCCAAACAGCUACUCUCUCUUUACACACAACUAUGCUGAAGAGGAGAAAAAAGACAAGGAGGAAAGAAUGAGAAUAAAAACGCGUCAAAUGAAGAAAACAAGACUGAAUCAGUUUUUAUGAUGAACAAUAUGAAGUGAGAGACCAAGUCCAGUGUGUCAGCUUUCUCAUAUUGAGAGCUCAGCUAUGCCACUAAUGUAGCUACAUGUCCCCCUUCUGUACUCCCACGGCUAACCGCGCUGUUGGCUGGCCGCGCCAUUUGUUUUUAGAAUGGAGAUGGAUGCAGUGUUAUUUAGAUUGGGGAAGAAAAACAAAAACUACGGAAAGUUUCAUAUCCUGCAAAAGACCAGAGUUAUCCUGUAAUUAUAAUUUGCAAAGUACAUCUCCCCUUUUAAGAGUGGGAUUAAGAAUCCAAUGGACAGUUAUUUGGUUUUAAGGAUUGCUGUACCAAAAUUUUUAGUUUGGUCUCUCUCCACAUGAGAUGGUUUAAUUGGGCUCACCUACUACUCUGAUGAACCAUGGAUAAACACACUCACACAAACAGACAGACACACAGCUGUUACAUAACCUAAGCUGAAAAUAAAUGAUCAAGCUGCAAAACAAAGUGUGUUUGUUUUUC
This is a messenger RNA of Chelmon rostratus (copperband butterflyfish), 4281 nucleotides long. RefSeq names its product G1 to S phase transition 1 (gene gspt1). Gene Ontology annotation, biological process: translation. Gene Ontology annotation, cellular component: translation release factor complex. Gene Ontology annotation, molecular function: translation release factor activity; GTP binding; GTPase activity. Lineage: Eukaryota; Metazoa; Chordata; Actinopteri; Chaetodontiformes; Chaetodontidae. Bases 2112 to 3596 code for a protein of 494 amino acids. The transcript is spliced from 14 exons. The record is from RefSeq and is a predicted model, not a curated record.